This is a messenger RNA of Prorocentrum cordatum, 4591 nucleotides long. The record is from the annotation of a GenBank genome assembly. NCBI's taxonomy places the organism in Eukaryota, Dinophyceae, Prorocentrales, Prorocentraceae.
AGAUAUUUUGGCCCAUUCCCAAGUAUGUAUUUCGUAACAAAUCUUCCUGCUGGUGCUGCCAUCCACGGUCGCAUAUUGUGCUCUCCUUUUUUUAAUCCUCCUUACGUUCCUCUCCAGAUGGGGAGCAUGCCUCCGCCUUACUGAGGUGACAGCAGAUGUACGUGUACGGACAUGCGAAGAGGACCAGCCAUUCCCAGACAGUGAUUGCAAUUCGACAGGAUGACAUUCUCUCCAUCAUGGAGCGUUGGGCCAUCAGUAUUCGGGAAAUUCUUAUGCGGAUGCAGGGCGAUCGCGACUUGUUUGGAGGCGAUUCGCUCAUGGAUACGGUGCAUCGUCCCUGCAUAUUCAGCGUUGUUGCAUUUGUUUGGGGCAUUUCGGAUGUGCCUGUUGGUCAACGGGGAAGCCGAGCAGACCAGUCUGCUGGUGCCCAGGCAAAGAUAUUCACGAUGGACAACCAUAAGCCCAUCGCGAUUGCUCAUAUGCGGUUCUGUCACUACAACCUCGGUAUAAACAGCGUGAAACCUGGUGACGUGUUCUGCUUCCCGCUGACGCCCCCGCAUUUCGACGUCGUGCUCCUCAACAUGGUUCACAAUGCGAUGUUCACGCAGAAACCCAAAGAGUCCCAUGGCCUGCCAAACCAGCCAAUAUUCAGUGCGCACGAAGCCACUGAAUUCUGCCGCGUGGUGUUCUUACGCCACCCGCAGCAGCACUCAAGACCGAGACAAGGGAGUACGCAGGCCCGGAGCCUGGGUCGACUAGACAUAAGACCGACUGGGGAUUGCGAGUGUCAUGACAAGGCCGCGCUGGAGCGGCAGCACAUUUUCAAGCAUCAUUUUUUUUGUGGAGGCGGAUGUUACCAAGGAUCACGAAAACUCUAGCAGGAAGUGCGCCUCUGCCAAUCCGCUGAUCUGUUACGCACACAUGUGCAAUGUUCACGGCCACUUGACUGGAAAUGGAUGUGAUUCGGGUAAGAUAUUGUAUUCAGGUUAUCGAAGAUGAUGUCUCGAUUAGAUUCCAUUAUUGCAGGAUAUGCUUGCUAAGGCGGGCGUCUGACUGUUGCCGAAAAGGCCUGGCUUCAGAGCAGGUAUCUCUCAGGGAGCGGACCUCUCGAAGCUUCGAUUCAACCUGGCUCAUGAAGCGUGCCUUGAAGCCUGGAGGAGCUCGAGACCACGCCGACAAUUCCACCGCUCAGCGCUGGACGAGUCACAGGGCACCAAGGUUGCUUGAUUAAUCCUGCAACAGAUCUCUGCCUUUCACCCCGUCAGUGCAGAGCUGGUGAGAAACCGCGCACUCACCGAGCCACUGCAGUGGUACAUGUACCAAGCUCAUGCCGCGUUCCCACACAGCUCACAGGAAACCAGCACAGUGGUGCGCCGCGGCAACACCCGAGCGACGGUGUCCUACAGGACGGGGGUAGUCAUUUCCAACCUGGCCUUGCUUGGCGGGCAGCAGGGGCCUUCUGACUCCCUUACCCGACCCACCUGUCGUCAACGGCACGGACUCGUUCAUCCUUGAUACGGACGUGACGUUGUCAUGGAAGACCCACAAGACAGUUAGACCGAUGGAGGCGAGAGCUCAGGCUCGGUGCCCCUUGCAGGCCGUUGCCUCGCAUGGGGGUUAUUGCGCAUAUGGGCAGUAGCGGGCACUACCGUGCAUGACCCCGCUCUUGGGACCAGGCAUUUGCUGAUGAGUUGCACACAUGUUGCAAGGGCAAGGGCAACAGCCCCAGCACUCGGAGGUUGAGCCAGCCAAUCAUCCCAAGCCGGACACCAGUCCCAAGAACAGCCUAAGAGGCAGACAAGCCAAUUCAGCUGACGAGCCCGACCCGACCACCGCGUCGAACCUGCGGGAAGUGGCCGAGUCCGAGAGCGAACGUUUCUUGGCGCCCCACAGAGCUUUUCUGUUGGCAUUGCUAGGCUGCCCAGCUGCAGCGUCAGGUCUUGCAGCCGCUGCCUCUGAUCGAGCGGGGCAAUGGUGCCUCGAAAGGGGUCAAAUAGAACGUGUCGUCCUUCGUUGCUGAGGACGAUACCCCUGGGCUUACACGCCCACGGCAACAGUAAGGCAGGGUCACGGCCAGUGUCAGGUCCGCCUCGCGUCGUGUGGGCUGUUCCCGAGAAAGACGCCUAGUAGCCCUCGCUGGAGGAGGAUUGCUUGCCUGAGGUUACGGGCCUGCCUUGGGCACUACGCCGAGGGGUCGUUUCCCUGACGAAGGUGACGGUGGCACCCAACCGCCCAAACGAGCUUAUUGGCCGCUUCCGCUUCGACGCCAUACCACAGCGGCGCACGGCGGCGCUUUGGCUUUGCAUCGCGGGCGAGCAGAGGAAAGCACAGAGGCGGGGCUCGAUGGCCCAUUGCCGCCAAAUCACGUUCUCGAUGACUUGGCGGGGCCAGUCUGGACCAUUAACGAUUUCACGGGAGAUGUUGCUGCCGCGGCCCAAGUGGACCGUGACCCCACGGGUGUUUUGUUGGACCGAUGUGUGGCCUGAACAAUUCGGAGUACACGUGGACGGAUUCACAUGUGUCCGCGAGGACAGCCAGGCCCACAGCUACACGGCCUUCCCGCAUCGCACAUCCAUUGUCAACGAUUUUCCUUUGUAUCAUGCGCGGUCGCUUAUCCUAAAUAUCAGCGAAUACAAUGCUGGCCAAGCCGGUAAGAAUCCCCAGGAUUGAGGAUUGGGGUUUGAGGGAUUAUUAGUCCAAGGAUUUGAGGGCAUUCCAACUCGUGCCUCGGGGCACGGUGGCGGAUUGCACUACGUGCGCUGCACCGCAUAGAUCGUUCCAUACGGAUUGCACGACAUCGUUUGCAACAUAGUUCGCUCCAUAUAGGCGACCCAUGUAUUACAACAUGUAGACUGCACCGCCUUGACUUUUCGUCGGGAGUGCGCGAACCUACUAUGUUGGUCCCGCGCUUGCAAAUAUAGCUGUGUUUGCUCAGUCUGGACUCUGGCCGCCUUUCCUCGGCUUUGCCGGCGGACUGAAUACGCGUCGUGAUGCGCAAGACCGCCCUCAUCACUGGUAUUACCGGGCAGGAUGGUUCGUAUUUGGCGGAGCUGCUCCUGAGUAAAGAUUACGAGGUGCACGGCAUCAUCAGGCGAUCAUCUUCUUUCAACACAGCCAGGAUUGACCACAUCUUUGACAAGGUCCAUCUUCAUUACGGUGACCUCGUGGACAGCUCCAACAUGGCCUCCAUCGUCGCAAGGGUGAAGCCAGACGAGGUCUUCAAUCUGGCGGCACAGUCGCACGUGAAGGUCUCGUUCGAGGAGCCAGAGUACACCGCCCAGGCAGACGGGGUGGGCACGCUGAGGCUGCUAGAGGCUAUCCGCACCGCGGGCCUCGAGAAGACCACGCGGUUCUACCAGGCCUCCACCUCGGAAUUGUACGGCAUGGUGCAGGAGAUUCCCCAGAAGGAGUCGACACCCUUUUACCCACGCUCCCCCUACGCAGUGGCGAAGAUGUACGCGUAUUGGAUUGUGGUGAACUACCGGGAGGCGUACGGCAUGUUCGCGCUCAAUGGCAUCCUCUUCAAUCACGAGUCUCCGAGACGCGGUGGAACGUUCGUAACCAAGAAGGUCACGCACGAUGUGGCUUUGAUCGCUGCGGGCAAGAAGGAUAUAAUUGCUCAUCCUUGGAAACAUCGACUCCUUGCGCGACUGGGGCCACGCCCGGGACUACGUGAAGGGCAUGUGGAUGUUCUUGCAGCAGGAGAAGCCCGUCGACUACGUGCUUGCCACGGGCAAACAGUACAGCGUUCGUGACUUGGUGUCCUUGUGCUUCGAGAUGGUGGAGAAGCCCAUCACCUGGCGUGGCGAGGGCCUCUCGGAGGAGGGCAUCGACGAGAAGUCGGGGCAGGUGAAGGUUCAGAUCUCGCCGAGGUACUUCCGGCCCACGGAGGUGGACACACUGCUGGGUGAUCCCUCCAAGGCCAAGAAGGAGGUUGGCUGGGAGCCCGAGUGCUCCUUCAAGGAGUUGGUAUUCGAAAUGAUGGAGUACGAUAUGAAGUCGUGCGGCCUGCCGCUUCCCAGCAGUGCGGCAGAGGUGGUGAAGAGGCAGGACAAGUGGUCGUGGUGACCCGCUGUGCUGUGCCUUUGAGAGGAGCCGUACUGCCGAGACUCCGAGCGGACAUGGCCCCGCACCGCGGCGGCCCCGAGCCAGAAAAGAGCAAGCACGUCGCCGCUUGCUCGCGCCGGGGGUGCCGAAAGCCUCGCGCGAGCCCCCCCCCGCCGGAGCUGGAGCAGCUCUCCCCCGCUUCCCUGGCCGUGCGGGCCGGACGCAGGCCUCGCCUGCCGCUCUGCACGCUUUAGAGCGAGCACCGCCUUCACGUCCAGUCGGCAGUGCUCGCUCGCUGGCUCGCUCGCUCCUCGGCCGUGCGCCCGAGGAUGCGGCUGAGAGUUCGAUUAGUUCUAGGCCUCCCAACCCCAUUUUGGAUGCUUCUAGUAUUGUUCUUCGCAGCCCGAAUAUUUUCCUGGCGGCGCCGAGGCGCUGGAGCGCCGCGAUAGCUCCGCGCAGCUCGGCUGGGAGGCGCGCGAUGUUUUUUCUUGCAGGUGAUUGUGUGCUAUGGUGGGCACGAAUCCCCCUCAUCAUCCACAUCAGC